Molecule: messenger RNA, 535 nt
Organism: Penaeus chinensis
Lineage: Eukaryota; Metazoa; Arthropoda; Malacostraca; Decapoda; Penaeidae
Product: pro-resilin-like
Exons: 2
Coding region: 20-397 (125 amino acids)
Cellular component (GO): extracellular matrix
Source: RefSeq, a predicted model, not a curated record
UCACAACUCACUUGACAACAUGACAUUCAAGGCACUUGUACUGGCCGCCCUUGUGGUCGCCGCCAUCGCCCUUCCUGAUAGUCACCCUACAUAUGGAUACCCUGCCCCUACUCCUGCUUAUGCACCCGCUAAGUACGACUUCAACUACGCCGUAAACGACCCACCAUCUGGUAACGACUUUGGACAUCAGGAAACCCGUGAUGGCGACAACACACAGGGAUCCUACUACGUCCUUCUUCCCGACGGUCGUCUGCAGAGGGUUACCUAUACCGUUAACGGAGACUCCGGUUACGUAGCUGAUGUCACCUACGAGGGAGAGGCCCAGUAUCCCACUCCACAGACCUCCUAUGGGCCUCCUCAGCCUUCCUACAAGCCACCCACUCCUUCUUACGCUUAAGGCAGAGAGUCAAAGAUAUUUAUUGAUCUGGGAUCUUUAUGAAUAUAAAAUACACGGUACAAUUCACCCAAAGUAGCAUCCUUUCAUUAAUUUGAUUUUAAUUAAUAAAUAUUUUUACCGUUGUUAAAGGUCGUUUUC